This is a messenger RNA of Cryptotermes secundus, 3238 nucleotides long. RefSeq names its product chondroitin sulfate synthase 2 (gene Chpf). Gene Ontology annotation, cellular component: Golgi cisterna membrane. Gene Ontology annotation, molecular function: glucuronosyl-N-acetylgalactosaminyl-proteoglycan 4-beta-N-acetylgalactosaminyltransferase activity. NCBI's taxonomy places the organism in Eukaryota, Metazoa, Arthropoda, Insecta, Blattodea, Kalotermitidae. The transcript is spliced from 9 exons. The record is from RefSeq and is a predicted model, not a curated record. Bases 521 to 2869 code for a protein of 782 amino acids.
GGAGUGACCGUGACCUGACUUGUCAUAUAUCAUGUACAAUGAUCUACAGUGACGAAAUAAAUCAAUCAAUCAAUCAAUAUGAUAGAAUAAGACGUUUAUAAGAAUGCGCUACAGAGGUCCGGAUGGGUAUUGCCUAGGCCAUUUUUUAUAACACGAUAAAAAAAUACACGGCGACUACGUUACAAGACAAUAACUUUUGAGUUGCUGACGGCUUCGUUCUAGUCGUUAUGGUAUUCCUGCUGAGAAGCCGAAACAGUUUUGGGGUGUAUCAGUGUGAGGAUGUUAGAUGCCCUUCUGUCCGGAAUAUUAUUUCAGUGCCAAUACGGAGGAAUUUAAUUAUUAUUUAAAUGACGAAAACUUGGUAUAGUUUCGUUUAUAACUGACGUGUACAUGUAUAAAAUUCUACCUAGUGUAGAAUGCUUUUGUAUGUGGAAGGGUAAUAUUUCAUACGUGAUACGCACAAGAGAAAAUAAAUGUGGGUUUGGAAAGUGACAUUUGGUAUGAAAAUGUAAACAUAAACAUGAAGACGUUUCCUUUCAUUAGCACCCUUUGUAGGCAGAACAAAUAUUUUCUUAUAGGUUUAUGUUUGGGAUUUUUUUUUAGUUUCAUUCUUUCACCAAUUUUUGAAAACGGUUGUCUCGUUAAUGAGAAUGGAGAAGGUUAUACAAACGAUCAUCUGUCUCGGAGUCGUUCUCUAAGUAGUGAUUCGAACUUACUAGGGGAUGAAUAUGAACCGAGGAUUAACUUCGCAGGUAAGCCCAAUAAGGCCCGAAAAACACCAGCCCUUUUGAAUCGGCCUCGAUAUUACUCAACGGAAUUGGGUAUACGUGAGAAACUUUUUGUUGGCGUUUUAUCUUCUCAAUAUGAUGUAUCUACUCGUGGUGCUGCAUUGAACAAAACUAUUGCACACCUGGUGGACAAGGUUAUGUUCUUCAUUGAUGCACCUGGACAUCAAAAACUGAAUAUUUCAAUGCCUGGGGGCAUAGUGGGUUUCACUGAUACAAGAAGAACAUUGAAGGUUUUCCAUAUGCUGAAGUACAUCACAGACAAUUUCUUGGAUGAAUUUGACUUCUAUUUUUUGGUCAAGGAUGCAACAUAUAUCAAAGCUCGUGAACUAUAUGAGAUGGUGCAAGGGAUUAGUGUGAGUGAAGAUGUCCAUGCUGGAAGUGGUAGAAGAGAUGAGCAUACAUCUUUCUGUUCAUUAGAUGCUGGCCUGCUCCUCAGCAGCUCAGUGAUGCAUAAAGUAAUGUUAUCACUUGAUUGGUGUGUUAAGAAUGCUUUUUCUGAUUCUUAUGAUGACAAUUUGGGACGGUGUAUACUCCAUGCUACAGAUAUGUCAUGUCAAGAAUCAGUUCAAGGUUAUGCAUUGACAAGUUACUCUCUUGAUAGAAGCUUUAAUAUGGAGGAGGAUAUUGAGAGACUAACCAAAGACUACAAAUUUCAUUCUGCAUUGACACUUUAUCCUGUCCAAGAGCCAAAUGUUUUGUUUCAACUACAUGCUUAUUUCUGUAAGGUGGGACUUGUUCACAACAAACAAGACAUAACCUCACUGCGUAACUCUCUUGUGAACAUGUCAGAAAUGACUCCUGGGAGACGGAGUGGUGUAACAUGGCCAAUUGGAAUCCCAUCAGGAACUGUACCAAUCAACAGGUUUGACGUGCUUAGAUGGGAUUAUUUCACAGACACUGAAGUAUACCUAAAUUCAGACUUCUCCAAUGUCAAGAAACUUGAUGGAGCAGAUAAAAAGGAUAUACAGUAUGUGGUGAAUGCAAGUAUCAAACAGGUGGAAGCAGGAUGGGGAGAACAUCUGCAGUACCAUCACUUGAUAAAUGGCUACAGAAGAUUUGAUCCUUCCCGUGGUAUGGAUUAUCGUCUAGACUUGGCAUUUAGGGACACCAGAACUGGCCAAGAAGUUCACAAGAGAGUGGAGGUAUGUAAGCCAUUAGGGAGAGUUGAGGUGGUACCCAUGCCAUAUGUUACUGAAAACGUACGUGUGAACUUAAUUCUACAAGUGGAAGCAGAAUCUAAGCUGGAAGCAAUGAAGUUCAUGGAAAACUAUGCCAGGAUUUGUAUGGAGAAGCGAGAUAAGACUUUCCUGAUGCUGGUUUUGUUGUAUGACCCAAGUUUACCUGGGAAAGGUACAAAGGACGACAUUUUUUUAUCAGUCAAGGAGCUAGCUCUUACUUUAUCUGACAGAUACAAAAAAGAUGGAAGCAAAAUAGCCUGGGUGUCUAUAAAGAUCCCUUCACCUAAUGAGUUAGCUAAUGAUCCACUUUUGGAAUUUGUUGUGGCUGACUUAGUUAUUAGAAAGUUUUCACCAGAGUCACUAAUCCUUAUGUGUCAGUCCAACAUGGACCUAAGGCAGGAUUAUCUUAAUCGGGUACGCAUGAAUACCAUACUGGGCUGGCAAGUUUUCAGCCCCAUUCCUUUCUCAGAAUAUCACCCAGAUAUUGUGUACAGUAGUGCCAACACAAGCCCAAAGGAAUUAGACAUUGAUAAAUUAUAUGGCCAUUAUGACACUAGAGAGUUCAGCCACAUUGCUUUUCAUGCUCGUGACUAUACUACAGCACGCAAACAAAUAGAAGACAUAAUACCAAUAAUACGAAGUGACAGAGACAUUCAUUCUCUUAUGAUCAUCAAAUAUGACAGCCAGUCAAGUCCACCUUCUUCAUUAUAUGGAAUGUUCACCAAUUCAAGAAGUCUCCACAUUCUGCGUGCUGUUGAGCCUGGGCUGCGUCUACAUUACCAAGAGAGAAACUGUCAAGAUUCCAACCGUCAGUGCACGGAUAUGAGAGCUUUCAAUUUAGGAAGCAAAAGUCAACUUGCACAGUUAAUAUUAGACUAUCUGGCCAGCCAUAUUACAACCUAGUCUAACUAAAUUUUAGUCAAAGUGAGAUAAGCUUGCAUACAUCAGUUGGUUGCCAAUGUAAAACAUGCCUGUCUAUCUUGUUUAUCCUUCCAAGUCCAUUUUUGUAUUUCCAUCUUCUGCCUAAGGCUUAAUUGUGUUAGACCUGAAAUAAAAUUUCAGAAUCAGACUUAGUCCAGUAGGUUUGGAGAGCUCUCUCAGGUCUGAUAUCCUGACAGGCUUUCCUUGUAUAAGACAGAGACUAGGCAUUUUCAGUGCAACUAAUUGAAGCCAUCUUAACACCAACUGUACAGGUUACAGCUUCAUACUGUUUUGUAUCCACUUUUAUGUGAACGCAAAUGAAUCAGAGCACAUAUUUCAAGCCCCCCCAAA